This is a messenger RNA of Paraphaeosphaeria sporulosa, 1640 nucleotides long. Its product is annotated as glycoside hydrolase. The annotation marks the transcript as partial. The transcript has 2 exons. NCBI's taxonomy places the organism in Eukaryota, Fungi, Ascomycota, Dothideomycetes, Pleosporales, Didymosphaeriaceae. Gene Ontology annotation, molecular function: hydrolase activity, hydrolyzing O-glycosyl compounds. The record is from RefSeq and is a predicted model, not a curated record. Gene Ontology annotation, biological process: carbohydrate metabolic process.
CUACAACCGCACCGCAUUCUACCGAUUACAUCUCAUCAAUUCCACAUGCUCCAUAUGAUCUGUACAGCACCAAUGCAUCACCGCCGCAUCCCAGCAGCGUUCAUCUCGAUUCAGAGCUCGCCACUGCAUCGUGAACGCUUUUUGGGUCUAGCAUCUGGGCAUCGCCCUUAGUCCAUCGUAUAUCCUGCUUGUACCUGAAUUUAUCCGCGACGAUCUCCCACCCAGGCCUGGGGUUGAACCACCACCCACGAUGAGCAUCUCGGCUCGGGUAAUUGCAGACCGCAUUCUAGAAGGCCAGAGGACGGGUGGCUGGGCCUGUUUUCCUGGGAGAAGGUAGGGGUAGCUGCACGACAGGUGCCAGUUCAUAUAUAACCUCGCAUGCACCGCAUACUUCGAUUCUUCAGCGCCCUCGCUCAUUGUGCCUUCCCUCCCAUCUUCCGCGAGCGUCCGUGGUGUUAAUUGGCAUUCUCCGAGAGCAUUGUCCGAUAAUGAAGACCACGCUCCUCCUCGCGGCCCUGCCCGCCGCGGCCACCGCCCUCCCAACCUGGCCCUGGACCAAGCCCCACCACGACAACCCCAAGCCAAACAAAUACCCAAACAAAUACCCCGGGCUGAACGUCCUCGCACAGAAGGCGGGCCUCAAGUACUUCGGAACCGCCAUCGACAACGUCGUCCUCGACAACCCGACGUACAUCGCCAUCGCGCAUAACCGCUCCGAGUUCGGCCAGGUGACCCCCUCCAACGGCCAGAAGUGGGAGCUCAUCGAGCCCCAGCAGAACAAGUUCAACUAUACGCUCGGCGACCAGAUUACCGUGCCCGCUACUAAGGCCAAGCAGCUCAAGCGCUGCCACAACUUCGUCUGGCACAACCAGCUGCCGCAGUGGCUGACGGGACGCAACUGGACGAAGCCUGAGCUCAUCAACGUGCUCGAGAACCACAUCAAGAACGAGGCGAGGCAUUAUUACAAUGAUUGCUUUGCGUGGGAUGUCGUUAACGAGGCGUUUGAGGACGAUGCGGUGGCGAGUCUGAGAAAGGAUAUCUGGUUGAACACCAUUGGGAAGGAGUACAUCGAGCUGGCGUUCAAGUUUGCGAGGAAGUACACCAAGCCGGGAACCAAAUUGUACUACAACGACUACGCCAUUGAGCGGGUGAACAACAAGAGCCGCGCAGUUGCUGCGAUGGUCAAGGACUUCAAACAGCGCCACAUCCCCAUCGACGGCGUCGGUCUCCAAGCGCACUACACCGUGGGCCGCGCCCCCACCUACGACGACCAGCUCGCAACGCACAAGCUCUUCAGCGACCUCGGCGUCGAGACCGCCCUCACCGAGCUCGACGUGCGCAUCCAGCUUCCCGACAACGCCACCCUGCAGGCACAGCAAGCCGCUGUGUACGCCAAUUCCACCAAGGCGUGCCUCGACGCCGACGACUGCGUGGGCAUCACCGUCUGGGACUUCUGGGACCCCGUCAGCUGGGUGCCGGGCACGUUCCCGGGCUUUGGCAACGCAGACAUCUGGGACGCGAAUUUCACAAAGAAGCCUGCGUACUAUGCGGUUUCGGAUCUGCUGAGGUCGUAUGAUUAGGGGUUGGCUGAGUGGUAUAGAAUAGACAGAUGAGCGUGUUUGUAAAUAUCCAGUACCCGU